Molecule: messenger RNA, 1857 nt
Organism: Pseudocercospora fijiensis CIRAD86
Lineage: Eukaryota; Fungi; Ascomycota; Dothideomycetes; Mycosphaerellales; Mycosphaerellaceae
Exons: 2
Biological process (GO): regulation of DNA-templated transcription; DNA-templated transcription
Molecular function (GO): zinc ion binding; DNA-binding transcription factor activity, RNA polymerase II-specific; DNA binding
Source: RefSeq, a predicted model, not a curated record
CGAAGGCGAAACCGUCAGAUCACAUCCUGUCUCGAGUGCAGACGCAGAAAGCUGAAGUGUGACAAGUCAGCGCCAUGCACCAAUUGUACCCGCUUCCGGAGGGACUGCCUCUACUUGGCUCCCGCCAACGAUGCACAGGCACAGCAGAAACUGGCGGAGAUCAAGGAGAAAAUGGGCGCUCUGGAGAAGAAUCUCGAGCGUGAAGUAGCAUCUCGUGCCCAAAACGCUCGUCUGGGUGGCGGCAAUCCUAUCGAAGAAGAAGACAGGCUCGAGCCCACGCCUUUCACAACUCUGGACAAUGUAUAUGAAGACAAUAAUGACGACGAACUAAUGGAUCUGGGCGUGCAGAUGGGUAAAAUGCGAAUCUCAGAGCGCAUCGGUGGCUGGAUCAGACCCAAGCUAGUUGACGAGAUCAAUGAUACCCUUGAAGAUGUCAAAGCUGACAAAUCACGAUACUUAGCAUCUCCUCUACAGAAUGACCAUCACAGCCUGCGGCCAGGAGCAGGACCCAAGCUUCAAGCUGCACCCAAGAGCUAUAUUGGUCCUGGGCCUGACUACAUCGCACCCGCAUCAAGCUUCUUUUUCCCGGGUACAAACAUGAGCACGAGCUUGAUCGACUACCUCCCAAGUAAAACUGCUUCAGACCAGCUUGUGCAGCAGUACUGGCUGGCAGUCCACUACAUGUGCCGAACUGUUCAUAGACCAACCCUUGAAGCACAAUACGCUGUCUUCUGGGGCCAAAUAGCAACUGGAUCUGAACCCUCACCGAGUAUACAAGCAAUCAUGUUUGCCGCCAUGUUCUCGGCCGCCGUAAGCAUGAGUAAUGAUGCAGUGAUGCAGCGCUUUGGUACGACGAAGAACGCUUUAGUCGACAGUCUCAGAUCAGGCACCGAGAUGGCAUUGGCCAAAGCCAACUUCCUCCGCACGAUCAAAGUCGAUACUAUGCAAGCUUUCAUCAUGUACUUGAUACCUCUUGUGCGAGCAGAGGUCUCGAGAGCACAUUCAGCCCUUGUCGGUACCGCUAUCCGCCUAGCAGAAUGUAUGGGCUUGCAUCGCGAUGGCUCCCAUUACAACAUGACACCAGUUGAAGUUCAGGUCCGCCGAAUGAUUUGGCAUCAACUCUGCUUCCUCGAUAUGAGAACUUGCGAAGCCACUGGACCACGACCACAAAUUCGAGCGGAAGACUACGACACAAAGAUUCCGUGGAAUGUAGACGAUGUGGACCUUUUGGCAGACAACGCCGUGCCUGAAGAUAAAAUGCACUGGACCGACAUGACUUUCAUGUGCAUCCGAGCUGAAUGUCAGGAGAUGCGUCGGAAAGUCUGGUACGACAUCCUCCAGAUCGAUAAGAAAAAGAAGUCCCUUACUUCCGUUCUGGUCAAGAUUCAGAAAUUCAUCACUUCAAUGCAUGAGAAAUACAAGCGCAUGAUCGAUCCUACAAUUCCAAUCCAAAAACUCGGCGACCUGAUGCUGGAGACACUGACCAAAGCUCUUCAUCUUCAAUGCUUACACCGCUACCUAUUCAGCACGGCUCAGCGAAUGCCAGACCGUCUCCGUCAAGUGCUGAUCGAAGCUGGCCUAUCACAGAUGGAGACCUCCAUAGCCCUCGAGACCACACCUUCCAUGUCGCACUGGGUCUGGUACCGCGGCGCCUUCAACCAAUACCACGCCGCCCUGCUCCUCUUGGCGGAAGUCUACGCAUACCCCAUGCGAAAAGAAGCGGCGCGAAUCUGGAAAUGUCUGGACUACAUCUUCGAAAUCCCAGCUCAUCUCGCGCCCAAGCAAAAAGCCGAACUCGUCCUCACCGAUCUCAGAGAUCGCAUGGAAUUUUAUCACCAGAUGCGAAAAAUGAAGGUC